Molecule: messenger RNA, 1972 nt
Organism: Anoplopoma fimbria (sablefish)
Lineage: Eukaryota; Metazoa; Chordata; Actinopteri; Perciformes; Anoplopomatidae
Gene: cpsf4
Product: cleavage and polyadenylation specific factor 4
Exons: 8
Coding region: 370-1170 (266 amino acids)
Molecular function (GO): zinc ion binding; RNA binding
Source: RefSeq, a predicted model, not a curated record
CGCUCGGUGCUCGGUUAGUCUGGUCUGACUCAGAGGUCAGAGGUCAGUGUGCGCGCUUCCAUCCAUCCACUGCAGAACCAACUGGUUGAGAACGAGGAGCAGUUCGUGACGAAUACAAAGUCUUACACCGGCUGAUGUUGGGGGUUCUCCUAGAGAAAGUGCUAUAAAGCUACGGAGAGCAGCAGCGUGUGUGGUUUCUCAUCAGGAGGCUCGCUGGUUGUUGUUGUUAGCUUCUUGGUUAGCCUAGCUAGCCUCGUUAGCCACUUUAGCUGGCUGUGCAGGGAAGUAGUAGCUAGCUUACCAGCUAGCUCAACCUGAAGCUAGCUGACCGGAGCCGACAUCUAUCUGACCCUGUAGACUAACGCAACCAUGCAGGACAUGCUGGCGAACGUGGAUCACCUGAAGUUCGACCUGGAGCUGGCGGUGCAGCAGCAGCUCGGGGCUCAGCCGCUGCCCUUCCCCGGCAUGGACAAAUCCGGGUCCGCUGUGUGCGAGUUCUUCAUGCGAGCAGCAUGUCAGAAAGGUGGGAUGUGUCCGUUCCGUCACAUCAGUGGAGAGAAGACGGUGGUGUGUAAGCACUGGCUCAGAGGACUGUGUAAGAAGGGAGACCAGUGCGAGUUUCUCCAUGAAUACGACAUGACCAAGAUGCCUGAAUGCUACUUCUACUCCAAGUUUGGUGAGUGCAGUAACAAGGAAUGUCCAUUCCUGCACAUUGAUCCAGAGUCCAAGAUCAAAGACUGUCCCUGGUAUGACCGAGGCUUCUGCAAACACGGUCCUGACUGCAGACACAGACACACAAGAAGGGUGAUCUGUAUGAAUUACCUGGUGGGCUUCUGUCCAGAGGGAAAAUCCUGUAAAUUUAUGCACCCUCGUUUUGAAUUGCCAAUGGGAGCUUCUGAACAGCCUCCUCUACCGCAGCAAAUUCAGAACCAGACAAAACCUGUUCCUAUUAUGGGUCGCUCGUCACUCUCUCUUAUCCAGCUGACAAACUCCAGUCCUGGCAUGCGGCCGCAGAACCACAUGCCAAUAGCUCCUCCUCAGCAUAAUAACAUGCCUGGCAACAGAGGGCCUCGACCACUGGACCAGGUCACCUGCUACAAGUGUGGUGAGAAGGGCCACUAUGCUAACAAAUGCACUAAAGGCCAUCUGGCCUUCCUGAGCGGACAAUAACCUUCAGCCUUGAGGUCACCACGGUGCUGUUGCUCAGUCCUCCUGUUGUGAGCAGAGGAGACGAGAGGAAGCUCCACAGGCUGAAAUUGAACUGAAAGACUUUGACUGCCACUGUUGUGUGAGAGUUUAUACUGACACAGGCAGUAGGAAAGAUAAACAUAGCUAUUUCUAUUUUUUGUGGAUACAUGAACAAAACAAAAACAGAUAAGGUCACAAUCGGUGUGGCUGUGUUUGAAUGACUUGUGCGUCAGUCUUUGGAGUUUUUCUACAUUUGUACUGUAAAGCACACUGAAUAUUUAAAUAGACAACACACCCAGGGUCCAACACAGGUGUAUUGCUGUAACAUGUUGCAGCUUCUUUACAGGAUUUAUGUGUUUCCUAGGGUCAUGUGACUGCAUCAGUGACACCAGACCAGUCUUUAUAUUCUGCUACUUCUAGUAAAUGUGACUGUAAAUGAAAUAAAAAAGAAAAAAAAAAUGUGAUAAAUGCCAGUGAGAAUGUAAAUGAAUGCUUUUUCUACUCAAAUCCAGCCUGCAAAGGUUUUAUUGUAUGCUCAACACCACCUAAAAUCUAAUGCCAAACCUUUUGAAUCCUGGGAAUGAUUCAUUCCUCCCACGGGCCCUGUGUUAGAUCUGAAUUGUAUCCAAAGAGAUUCGGGGGUACAGCAGUUUGGCUCAGCUUAAAUAAUUUCUCAAAGUUGUUUUGGAAAUCUGAACAGUCCCACAAUCUGUACAGUGUGUUCGAAUAAAUGUCCUUGUUACAGAUUUACCUGUUAUAUUCUCGUAACAACAGUGAGGGAGCG